Aspergillus tanneri is the source of this 459-nucleotide messenger RNA. RefSeq names its product type II toxin-antitoxin system death-on-curing family toxin. The record is from RefSeq and is a predicted model, not a curated record. The transcript has a single exon. The coding region runs from base 1 to 459 and encodes 152 amino acids. Gene Ontology annotation, molecular function: kinase activity. Lineage: Eukaryota; Fungi; Ascomycota; Eurotiomycetes; Eurotiales; Aspergillaceae.
AUGGCUACGAAAAAGCUUCUCUUUUUAACAGCCUCCCAAGUUCAGCGACUUCAUGCGAGAUAUGUCGUCUCCAAUGCUGUCCCGAUUCAGCCAAGCAUGCUGGAGUCUGCAGUCCAUUCACCGAUGAACAUGAAACACUACACAAUGGAGGAAGAUGUGUUUCGGCUUGCUGCAAAUCUUGCGGAGAAAAUAAUGAAAAACCAUGCCUUUCAAGAUGGGAAUAAACGCACCGCCUUACUGGCGGCCGAUAUGUUCUUGAAAAUCAACGGCUACUAUCUUCAGAAAGUGCCAUUCGCGGAGGAUACGCACAACAAAGGCCUGGCAAAUGCUCACGUUGCCGUUGUUACCAAUCAGUGGACCGCUGAUCAGUUAGGAGCCUACUAUAAAUCAGUGGCAGCACCCCUUGUUCCAUUUACUGCAGAAGUCUUGGAAUAUAGAAAUUCAGCUACCGAGUACUAG